Molecule: messenger RNA, 1581 nt
Organism: Vombatus ursinus (common wombat)
Lineage: Eukaryota; Metazoa; Chordata; Mammalia; Diprotodontia; Vombatidae
Product: zinc finger protein 383-like
Exons: 4
Coding region: 317-1069 (250 amino acids)
Biological process (GO): regulation of DNA-templated transcription
Source: RefSeq, a predicted model, not a curated record
CUCUUCCCCGCUCGAUCAGGAACUUCCGCACGUCGCAGGCCCUCGGGCUGCUACUUCCCACCCAGAUCCGACCAGCAGGCAGCGAGGAUCAAAUACAUACAUCUCCCAGUCUGACUGCAGCCAGCCUUCCAGAUGAUUGCCUCUCUCAUAGUCCAAGCUCCAGCCAACUUCACCCGUCCUCCCAGGCGCACAUGAGGAAGGAGACCUGGGUCAGCAGAGAUAGAUUGGGCUGACAUUCGAGGACGUGGCUGUGGACUUCACCCCAGAGGAGUGGGGGCGGCUGGCCCCUGCUCAGAAGGAGCUGUACAGGGAUGUGAUGCUGGAGAACUUGCGGAACCUGGCCUCCCUGGGACUUUCAGUUGCCAAACCAGAUGUGAUCCACCGGCUGGAGCUUGGGCAGGGACUUUGGAGGCUAGAGAGAGAUGGCCCCAGAAGCACCUAUCCAGAUGGGGGGCUUAGCCUCCAACCCAAGCAGUCAGUUGCCAAGGUGGGCAUUUCUGUGGAAGAAUCAUCCCAGGAAAGAUUCACAAGACAUGCUGACUUUGUCACCAAGCCGGGAGAAACCUGGGAAGCCCGUGACAGCUUAGAUACACCAAACUGUGAAAAGCAACCUUAUGAAUGUAAUCACUGUGGGAAGGCCUUCCAUCAAAGCACAGGCCUUACUAAUCAUCAGAAAAUCCAUACGGGAGCUAAACCUUUUGAAUGUAAUGUCUGUGGGAAGGCCUUCCGUCGGAGCACACACCUUCCUCGACACCAGAGAAUUCACGUUGGGGAGAGGCCUUAUGAAUGUAACAAGUGUGGAAAGGCCUUCCACAGGAGGACAGGACUCAAUGAACAUCAAAAAAUUCACACUGGAGAGAAACCUUAUGAAUGUAAUGCUUGUGGAAUGGCCUUUCGCUGGAGCACAGGACUUCUUCGACAUCAGGCAGUUCAUACUGGGGAGAAAUCUUAUGGAUGUAAUAUAUGUGGGUUGGCUUUCUUUGAGAGAAAGUUACUCGCUCAACAUCAAAGGAUUCACACUGGAGAGAAACCCUAUGAAUGUAACGAAUGUGGGAAGGCCUUCUUCUGAAGACAGGUCUUGUUUGCCACCGGACAGUUCAUACUGGAGAGAAAGAAACCUUAUAAAUGUGACGGAUGUGGGAAGGCUUUCUCUCGCAAGGCAGGACUUACUCAACGUGAGACGAUUCAUACUAGAGAGAAGCCCUACAAAUGUAACAAAUGUGGAAAGGCCUGCUGGCAGAGCACACAUCUUGCUCAACAUCAGAGUGUUCAUACUAGGCAGAAACCUUAUGAGUGUCACAGAUGUGGAAAGGCCUUCUCCCGGAAGACAGGACUUACUCAGCAUGAGAGAAUUCACACUUGAGAGAAAUUUGAGGAAUGAGAUGUGUAUGGGAAGGUCUUCUGUAGGAGUGCAUAACCUUUUCAACAUCAUAAAAUUCAUAUGGCAGAAAAACCUUUUGGUUUUGGUAAAGCUUUCAAGAGCAAAAAAAAAAAAAAACUCAGGUGAUAUCAGAGGAUUUAUACCAGAAUGAAACCUUAUGAGUAUAAAGUCUUAUUAGAGUAAUGUAUAUCAAAAGUGUU